AUGGAUGAUUCUGACCGUUCAAGAAAGGCCCAACGCCCCGAAGAUCUAGAUACAUUGCUUGCUCGGCUCGAGGUUCAAGAGCAAAUCAUCCAGGAACAAAAAGUGGAACUCGCCUCCAAACAAAAAGAGGUUACUGAUCUCCGAUCCGUUGGUGAUAAAUCAAGUACUAUUCAAUCAGGCUCUGUCAAUAUGAAUCGCGAUUAUUCGUCGGCCUUCGACGGACGUCACGGAGGCAUGAACAGCUCUCCAGGAAACCGUGUUGGUUUGUAUGAGUCGGGUGAUGACGACUUCAUUCAGGAACAGGUCAAUAAGCAUACCUUUGCCCAAGCAGUUGAUGCCGAUUUCUACAAUGAUGAAGGAGUCUCCCUUCAGUUACCAAAUGAUGGAGGUAAUAAUGCCCCGAAUUUCUUCCGCCACUCUCCCCUCCCCCGUGGUCAAGGUUACUCUAGCUCUCCUAUGUGGGACCAAAAGCCAAAAUCUGUUCCGACAGGAUCAAACGGGCUUCUUGCUCCUCCAUACUGGCAACCGAACCCCGGCCAGGGUUAUAACCGACCAGCUCCAGAACAAGAUCCUGUUCAAGACUGGAAGGCUGGUAGUAACGACUAUCGUCGAGGUCCUUCUGGACCACCCAGCGGUUUCCAUACCACGCCCGUCCGUCAAGGGUUCUCUCCGAGUCCUCUUUCCCCGCCGUUUGUUCCGAAUGGCUCAGCCGCGACCUGGAACUCGGCCCCUGGCCCAAACACUCCAUCCAGCUCGAUGAACAGUAUCUCCUUGUCCAGUGGCUAUGGAGGAUCAAUGCCAUAUACCGGUGGGUAUCCCCAGCCCAGCCACGGAGAUUAUUCGUCCGGGUUCAGAGGAAACCACAAUAACUGGUCGAAGUCUUCCAAUUCAUCGCCGACCCAACCAUUAGGUGCUAAUCUGUACGGAAACUCUACGGAGUCUCCUAACUGGAAGAGAUUGAUGGAACGAGGCGUGGCCUGCGAUUGGGGCUAUCUUGUCGACAGGGUCGUCAUGCAGAAUGACCAAGGAGCAUCCGUGUUCCUUCAACAUAAGCUUAAAGAUUUUGAUCACCCUGAACACAAAAUUGAAAUCAUCAACGCUAUUGUUGACAAGGCAUUUCCCCUCAUGACCAACCGUUUUGGUAACUUCCUUGUUCAACGUUGUUUUGAAUACGGCGAACCUUAUCAUGUUGAGGCCAUGAUGAAACUGAUAAAGAACCGAGUCGUUCAACUAAGCAUGGAUGCUUUCGGAUGCCAUGUGAUCCAGCGUGCUUUGGACACUGUCCCAGAACCUUUCAAAGUUAUGAUCAUCCAGGAGCUCUUGCAUCGCAUCCCCGAGACUGUCAUGCAUCGAUAUGCCUGCCACGUCUGGCAAAAGCUGUUCGAGGUUCGAUGGGUUGGAAACCCACCCCAAGUCAUGAAAUUCAUGAACGAAGCUUUGGCAGGUAUGUGGCCUGAGAUCGCUAUGGGUGAAACCGGUAGCUUGGUGGUCCAGAACAUUUUCGAGAACUGCCUAGAAGAGGACAAGCGACCUUGUGUCAAUGAAGUUCUCGCCAACCUUGACAUGAUCGCCCGAGGACAAUUUGGAAACUGGUGUAUUCAGCACAUAUGCGAGCACGGUGCCCCAAGGGAUCAAAGCCUUGCUCUCGAUAUGGUUCUUCACAAUGCUGUCGAAUAUAGCAUGGACCAAUACGCCAGUAAGGUCGUUGAGAAGUGCCUGAAGUCUAGUGUCGCUCCAGGGUUCCUUGAACGUUAUCUCGAGCGUGUUUGUGAGGGACGCCCUGAUCGCCCACGCCUUCCUAUCAUCGAUAUCGCUAGCGAUCAAUAUGGCAACUACCUGAUUCAGUUGAUCCUUGGAACGGCUCCAAUGCAUCAGAGAGAGUUCGUAGCCGGCCAUAUUCGAAAGCACAUGGUGUCUCUUCGCGGGAGCAAAUUCGGAUCCCGUGUCGGAAUGCUCUGCAUCAACAACAACUUUGCCAACUUCUCCAGCCAACCAAGCCCCAAUCCCAACCGCAGUGGGGCUGGUCAUGGAGGUCAUAUGCACUCUGGCGGCGGUGGUCAUCGGAGCCAUUGGAAAGGGUAUCGUUAA
Orbilia oligospora ATCC 24927 is the source of this 2088-nucleotide messenger RNA. RefSeq lists its product as uncharacterized. Lineage: Eukaryota; Fungi; Ascomycota; Orbiliomycetes; Orbiliales; Orbiliaceae. The coding region runs from base 1 to 2088 and encodes 695 amino acids. Gene Ontology annotation, cellular component: cytoplasm. Gene Ontology annotation, molecular function: mRNA 3'-UTR binding. Gene Ontology annotation, biological process: post-transcriptional regulation of gene expression. The record is from RefSeq and is a predicted model, not a curated record. The transcript is spliced from 6 exons.